AUGACUGCGACGCAGACAGAAGAACUUCAAGGGGCCGGCUUUUACCCUACGAGCGGACAGAAGGCCAUGGCAGGAACUUUCGAGCAUCAAACAAGUUCACCGUUGACAGAGGGACCGAUCGUGAUCGAAACAGUAGAUCGCUUCAAGAUAAAGAGACGUCGGGGUCUCGGGAUCUUUCUUACACCAGUGGAUACAGAAAGUUUGGCUAAUAUCAUACAAUGGAGAGUAUUGGAGAAAGAUAAACUUACCGGGAUUAUCGUUCCGGCAACAAAGCAUCUCGCUGGAUUCAACCUUGCGAGUAUGACGACCCAGGGAGAGAUUUUGCUACUCACGAACGCUAAAGGGGUAAUGAAAACAACUCUCUUAGAAGUAGUAGAUGGCGAUAAAGGAUACAAUAUUAUCCUGGUAAGGCCAUGGUUGCACGAUAUGAAAGUCGUACCUUCGACAUAUCACCAAUUGCUGAAGUUUCCAAUGCCCGAAGGAAUCAAACAAAUAAGAGGCGAGCAACUAACAGUAAGAGAGACGAAUGCAAUCUUAGUUUCCAGUAGCAAAGGAAAGGAACACAAAGCAUAG
This is a messenger RNA of Nicotiana tabacum (common tobacco), 573 nucleotides long. NCBI's taxonomy places the organism in Eukaryota, Viridiplantae, Streptophyta, Magnoliopsida, Solanales, Solanaceae. The record is from RefSeq and is a predicted model, not a curated record.